Molecule: messenger RNA, 527 nt
Organism: Pieris brassicae (large cabbage white)
Lineage: Eukaryota; Metazoa; Arthropoda; Insecta; Lepidoptera; Pieridae
Gene: ND-B14
Product: NADH dehydrogenase [ubiquinone] 1 alpha subcomplex subunit 6
Exons: 3
Coding region: 104-478 (124 amino acids)
Biological process (GO): response to oxidative stress
Source: RefSeq, a predicted model, not a curated record
UGUUGACAUAUGAAAGAACCUAAUACGACAAGGUGCAAGUCGCAAUGUAAGAUACGAGUUUUGUAUAAUAUUUCUUCCAAUACAUUUGACUACAGUUUACGAAAUGGCUGCUAGGAAAGCCAUACAAGUUGGCACAAAAUCAGUAAGGCCAGUUCUUUCCCUAGACUCAUCAGAAGCUAGAUCAAGAGUAUUGAGUCUUUACAAAGCUUGGUAUCGUCAAAUACCGUACAUAGUUAAAGACUACGAUAUACCAAAAUCUGAGCAGCAGUGCCGUGCAAAGCUAAAAGAAUAUUUUCAUAAGAACAAAGAUGUGAAUGAUGUCAGAGUUAUAGAUUUGCUUGUAAUUAAGGGUCAAAUGGAAUUAAAGGAAGUUAUACAUAUUUGGAAACAAAAGGGUCAUAUAAUGACCUACUUCAAACCAACUGAGGAGCCAAAACCAAAGGACUUCCUUUCCAAGUUCUUUUCAGGACUAGAAUAAGUCAAUGUAUAAAAAGAUUAUUACAUAGUUAAUAUAGAUUAUCAAUUCA